Molecule: messenger RNA, 4472 nt
Organism: Marchantia polymorpha subsp. ruderalis
Lineage: Eukaryota; Viridiplantae; Streptophyta; Marchantiopsida; Marchantiales; Marchantiaceae
Source: the annotation of a GenBank genome assembly
CAUCAGGGAGGCAGGCAGGCAAAGCGAUCAAGCAGGUGGGCUGGGGUUGGGCUUGGGCUUGGGCUGCUGCGGGGAGGCAGGCAAGGCAAAGCCAGGCGAGGCGGGGGCAGGGCAGGGGCUGGGGCUGGGGCGGUGCUGGGGCUGGGGCUGGAGUCCUUUGUGUUCCGUGAGCAGCAGCGAGGUAGCGAGCGAGCGAAGAGCGAGCGAUCUUCAGGAGGAAGGAGAGGCCAAUGUGUCUUUGAGCGGGGCGACACCCUCUCUCGUAUCUCCCGCAGCGGAGCGGAGGGUGUGAGUUUUGUGGAUGUUUCGAGGAGAGGGGCGAGGAGGGGGGCGAGGAGUAGAGUAGAGGGAUUGACGAGGGAUUGGAGGGAUUGACGACGAGAGGACGACGCGCGCGCGGUGGUGGAUCUGUUGGUUUGUCGGCAAGGGCACGCAAGCGCAGGAGCACGAGGAGGACGGAGGAGAAGGGGGCGAGGAGAUACAAAAGAAGACGAGCGAGCACGGAUCGGGAGUGUUUAUUUUAUUAUUUGGGCGGAGGAGGAGGAGGAGGAGGAGGAGGAGGAUUAGCGCUCGAGAGUUGAGGAGGUCGGUCGGAGGACGAGGAGCGAGAGGAGGAGGAGGAGGCGUGGUGGUGAAAGAGCUUUGGACUCGCACGGAGGGCGGCUGGCUGGACGGGAGGAGUUGUUGGAGAUUGUCGAGGAGGAGGAGGAGGAAGAAAGGCGACCAGCAGGAGGAGAGUCGUGGCUUGCAGCGCACGUCCGGAGUGCUCGAACGUCGAUUGCUGGCUCGCUCGUUCUCGUGGAAGAAAAUUGGUUUCUUCGGGGGUGGUUUGGACUCAAGAGGCGGACCAUUAUGCCGAAGGAUCCGAGCAGCCGAUCGUUACUGUCACCGAAAUCGCGAGGCACGCUGUGUAGACCGUAUCCCAGCCAGGGACGAGGAGUGGCGCAGGGAAGCUCGUCGAAAGAAGGCGAGGAGGCGGCGAAGAAGGAUUGGGAGGAGUCGACAUGUCCGAUUUGCAUGGAGUACCCGCACAAUGCCGUGCUGCUCAUGUGCAGCUCGCACGACAAGGGCUGCCGCCCCUACAUGUGUGACACGAGCUACCGCCAUUCCAAUUGCCUCGACCAGUACAGGAAGGCCAAGACCGCAACCGAUAAGCUAACCGACCGCGCGUCCGAGGCCACCAUCGAGAGCGUCGCGGGGGUGCCCGUGAGCGUGGCCGAGGGCGGCGUGGGCGACGAGGGCUUGGGGGUGGGCGUGGGCGGCCACCGGCACACGUUCAGGCCCUUCGGGGCAGCGCUGCGGGGGCUGAUGCGCCGCGAGGAGGCGCUGGGCGGACUGCCCCUGCCCCUCGAGAGAGGAGGCGUCGGGGGCACGAUUCUGCGCUCGGCGCAAGCGCUAGCGCCCCCGAGGCCACCCCGGGAGAGGGCGGUAGUCCGGGGCUUCCCGCCGCGAGAUCCGCUUCCCGGCCCGGAGAGGCUGGGCGGUGCGGAGCUGCUGCUGCCCGAGGGGAGUGCGGGGUUGGGCUUAGAGAGGCCCGUGCUGGAGCUGGGGCUGGGCGAGGCGAGGGCGUCGGAAGGGGCAGGGGUUGGGGUAGGGGCAGCAGGCGCGGAGCCCGGGGCGGAAUUGGCCGACCUGCUGUGCCCGCUGUGCCGGGGCAAGGUGUUCGGGUGGACGGUGGUGGAGCCGGCCAGGCACCAGCUCAAUCGCAAGCCCCGGAGCUGCGCGCAGGAGGCCUGCGGGUUCACGGGCAAUUACAAGGAGCUGCGCGAGCACGCGCGGGCCGUGCACCCGACGGCCAGGCCCUCGGACAUCGACCCCGUGCGGCAGCGCGACUGGCGACGGUUAGAGCGGCAGCGAGAUCUGGGCGACGUGCUGAGCACCAUCCGGUCGGCCAUGCCGGGCGCCACCGUGCUGGGCGACUAUGUGAUCGAGGACGAGGAGGAGGAGCACGAGGACGACGGCGAGGACAGCGACUUCCCGGGCGACGACGGCAAUUGGUGGACCGUGUUCCUGCUCUUCCAGGUCUUCGGCCCCGCUGCCCCCUUCGCCGGCGGCCGGGGCUUCCCCGGGCGCACCAGCCGCCUCACUCGCGGCCCCGGCAACCCCAUGAUGCGCCAAGCGCUCUGGGGCGAGACCUUCCAAGGCAAUGGCCUCGGCGCUGCCGUCGCCAAUCACACCGGCAGCACUGUAAAUGUUAGCGAAGGCAAUCUAGGCUCCACCAGCCGCAGGCGCAGGAGUCGACCACGGUCCAGAGGCGAUAUUUUAUGAUGAUGAUGAUGCUGUCGAUCCCCCGACUCGACUCGACUCGACUCGACUCGACUCCCCCAAUGCUCCUCCUCACCAUCCUCUUCCUUUCAUAUUUGCUACGUGCCAAUUGUUGUGCCGAGAUACUGGUCCGGAUACUGCCGAGUAGACGCAGUAUGCUUGCGCUGCAGCACGAUCGACGGGCCUCAGAAUUUUCUGUAGAGUAUUGAGGCUAAAACUCUGUAUAAAUCCCUACCAGAGCUCGAUUUUUUGAGUUUUACGAAGCUUUAAGAGUUGAGGGAUGAUUCUUUUGGUAGGUCUGUAUAGAUGAUCCUUGUGAUUAUGGUCACAAGAACGAGUUGUCAGAAGCAAAAGCUGAUGGAGGCACUCAAAUUUAAGUUGAUAUGGCUUCUGAGGCCGCUAUCUGCUCCGGCCUUUCAUCCUCAUAUUAGUGGCCUCAUCUAAACCUCUAUGUCACGGAAUCUGGGCCUUCGGCAAAUGGCUGCCUGCGAUUUCGGAUCUUCAGGCACGACCCGGUGCGGAUCAGGUGCAUCGCCACUGACUUUGAGGUAAAGCGGAGGUGAGUAGCUCCUGCUGAUUUUGAGGAUUCGCCUGCUUGGCACCUGUCUUUUUUCUCCAAUUAUCAUCCGAGCGCCGCAGCCAGCACAACACUGUCGAUAAGUGCUCGGCUUCGAGCGCGCGAGGUGCACGAUGUCGUGAGUCAGAAGUAUGCACAGCCGCCCGUGUGUGAGUUCUGCCGUCAGUAGCCAGGAACAAAGUUCACAUUUUGGUGUCACUGAUAGCAAUCAGACGUCGAUUGGUUUGUCACGCAUAUCCGCUGGUCACCUCACCUUCCUGGGCAAGUGUGGCACAAUAAGUAAGUGCACAAACUUAUCGUCGAUCGAACAAUUUAGAACGUGAAGCUCUCCAAUUGCCUAUUUGUACUUGACAUGUGAUGGGCAGUUAAGAUGUCCAAUCAACUCAUUUGAAGCGCACCAGUGUCUAGAGCGCGUUUUACUGUCGAAUGAUUGUUGAUUGGGGUUUCUCGUCGUCUCCCGUCUGAAUGCCCAUCACGCAGACCCGCCUCGUCUUAGUCGUCUAGCAGGGGCAUAUGUUCGAUUGGGGAGCUCUCACACCACCACAGAUCUUAGGAAAAGCCUCCACAGCUGAGAAUUUUAUGUUCGCGAGCUGACUAUGGAUCUUGUAACUCUGCAAGAAAUCUUGUCGGCAGCAGAGAAAUAGAAAAGUAGCGAAGAAAGUAAUGGUGUCGAUUGCGUGGACGGGAUCUGCUGUCCAAGCGAUGUGAUGCACUCUGAGACACGUCGGCGGCCGUUCAUGAACCUGAAGGUCGUUAAAGAAGGUGUGUCUGUCUGUCUGAGAGAAAAGUGAAUGCAUCGCAGUCUGGGCUCCAUCGAGAACUACGCUUCAAGUGAAGGAUGUCGGUCAAUCACGGAAGUCUGAACGCCCCUAGGGUUGUGGUAGUUGCAUCAUUCCCUUCUCCGGUGGCUGAAAAAUCACGAGGCAUGUUUCGAAGUUCCCAGGGAGAAUAUGUAAAUUGCAUCUCACCAUACUCUGGUGAAGGAAAACAUUAACAGGCUCCGAAGAGAAGGGGCGGAAACAAUCAUGUCCCUACUAUAUGCCGAAAAUAAUAUAACAACGAACUGUUAAAAUGAAUGAAAGGAAACAAAUUUAAAUUUUGCGAAGUGAGAUUGCAUGCACUCAGUAAUCAAACAAAAAUCUUCUACGAUGGAACUGGCACACCUCAUCACUACACCGUUCCAGCUCAGACUGAAAUGAAGCCAUCACAUCACUACUCAGUGAAGAGUGAGUAAUAAUACUGUCUGCAUCAAGAACUACAUAAAUGGCGCAAUAGAUCAAUGCGCUCAUGCGAAGAGAAGCACUGCACCGAAAGGACCGGCCUGUCAACGACAACGUUCCAUUUUCGCGAACACUCGUGAUGGUUAUCGACUGCAUCAAAAGUGUUCGAACAGCUACUGGAAGAACAAAUGUCCGUCACGUUUUCAGCGCAAGCAGAUUGAAAAGCUCAAAUCACCAUUCACACUAGAUGUCUAUCAUUCUGUCCCUUUUCAUCUACUUUACAGGUGCAUGACAUACAUGUGACCAUACAUGUGCAGUUAUAAAUCAUCAUGAAACUGUAGCCACAUAUUCACUUACUUCGGAAUAUUUCUCAUGGUCUUCCUUUGUGUAUUAUAGGUAUUCAAAAUAAG